Purpureocillium lilacinum is the source of this 1293-nucleotide messenger RNA. The record is from RefSeq and is a predicted model, not a curated record. Lineage: Eukaryota; Fungi; Ascomycota; Sordariomycetes; Hypocreales; Ophiocordycipitaceae.
AUGGUACUUCUCCGCCCCUUGUCCCGUUCUAUCCCUCUCGCUUCCCGCGCCGCCCUCUUCUCUACAUGUUCCUCAGCGACACGCCCGUUCGUGUCCCGGGCGGCCGGCCUCAGCAGCAAACUCUCCUCCACAACCUCCUCGCCGGUCUCCAGGCCGCAGUUCCAGCCGUCUUCGAUCCGUGCGCUGACAACGGCGCGUGAAAAGGUCAAGGUCCUUCUUGUUCUCUACGACGGCGGCGAGAUCGCCAAGGAGAACGACAAGCUUCUGGGCACCACCCAAAACGAGCUCGGCAUCCGCAAGUGGCUCGAGGACCAGGGACACACCCUUGUCACCACCUCGGACAAGGAGGGCGAGAACUCCAAGUUUGACCAAGAGCUCGUCGACGCUGAAGUCAUCAUCACCACUCCCUUCCAUCCUGGCUACCUGACCGCUGAGCGCUUGGCCAAGGCCAAGAAACUGAAGCUCGCCAUCACAGCCGGCAUCGGCUCCGACCAUGUCGACCUAAACGCCGCCAACAAGACCAACGGCGGCGUCACCGUCGCCGAGGUCACCGGCAGCAAUGUCGUCUCUGUCGCCGAGCAUGUUGUCAUGACCAUCCUUGUCCUCAUCCGCAACUUUGUUCCUGCCCACGAGCAGGUCGAGCGUGGCGACUGGGACGUCGCCGCCGUAGCCAACCAAGAGUAUGAUCUUGAGGGUAAGGUCGUCGGAACUGUUGCCGUCGGCCGCAUCGGCGAGCGUGUCCUGCGCCGCCUCAAGCCCUUUGGCUGCAAGAGGCUCCUCUACUACGACUACCAGCCGCUUUCUGAGGAGGCGACGAAGGAGAUUGGCUGCGAACGGAUUGAGAGCCUCGAGGAGAUGCUGGGGCUGUGCGACAUUGUCACCAUCAACUGCCCUCUACAUGAGAAGACCAAGGGUCUUUUCAACUGGGACCUCAUCCAGAAGAUGAAGAAAGGCUCGUACCUCAUCAACACUGCCCGUGGCGCCAUCGUUGUCAAGGAGGACGUCGCCAGGGCUCUGAAAGAGGGGCCCCUCGCUGGCUACGGUGGCGAUGUGUGGUUCCCUCAGCCCGCGCCCCGAGACCACCCCCUGCGGACGGCCAAGAACAAGUUCGGCGGCGGCAACGCCAUGGUGCCUCACAUGUCCGGCACUUCCCUCGAUGCCCAGCGUCGCUACGCCGAUGGUACGAAGGCUAUACUGGACAGCUACCUCAGCGGCAGGCACGACUACCGACCUGAGGACUUGAUCGUCCACCAGGGAGACUAUGCUACUAAGGCAUAUGGCCAGAGAAAGUAG